Molecule: messenger RNA, 375 nt
Organism: Ogataea angusta
Lineage: Eukaryota; Fungi; Ascomycota; Pichiomycetes; Pichiales; Pichiaceae
Exons: 1
Coding region: 1-375 (124 amino acids)
Cellular component (GO): cytosol
Source: RefSeq, a predicted model, not a curated record
AUGUCGAAAUCUACGAAAUUACUUACAAAGCUAUCGGAGGCUCUCGAGUCAAACGAGAGUCUGAGAAAGGAAGCCUUGAAGUCCCUGAACUCGCUGGUGUCAUUUGAGAUCAACGACAAAAAGACGGGUGAGACUCAAUAUUGGGUUUUGGAUGCCAAGUCAGAUGGAACGUUGAAGAAGACAGACAAGGUGGCAGACGAUGCCGAGAUAAAGAUCAAGAUUGGCGACUUACAACUUCGCAAACUUAUAGACGGGAAGGCCAGCGCUCAAAAGUUGUUCAUGACAGGUAAGCUCAAGAUCAAGGGUAACGUCAUGAAGGCUGCCAAUGUAGAGAAGUUACUCAAGUUUGUUGGUCCGGAAAAGGCCAAGCUUUAA